AUGGCAAACAAUAUGCAACUAUCUUUCUUGAACGAAAUCAAACCGCACAAAACUGCUUGGCGCAUUCAAGUGAAAAUCCUCCAUUCAUGGAGAUUCUUUAUGAAAGGUGUUGGUGAAUCUAUGGAACUCAUCCUAAGUGAUGCACAUGGAACAAAAAUCCAUGCCUCAUGUAAGAAGAUCUAUAUGGCUGAAUUGGCUAAGCAUGUUCGUGUUGGAGCGUGGAGAAACAUUGAUCAUUUCUGUGUUUCUGGUGCUGGGAAUGGUUCAUACCGAUCAACUGGUCACAAGUAUCGCUUAUUUUUUACUCACAGCACUAAAAUAACGGACUCUACCCACCGUGAUGAAAACAUGUUUCUUAAUAUUGUUGAUUUCGAUUCAAUACAAAGUGGUUUGCUUGAUUCGAACUUGUUGAUUGGAGAAGUCCAGAUCUCCAAUGCUUUCGAUAAAAGUCAGCUCUUUAUCAAUCCUGAAAUACCAGAAGCAGAUGAGUUUAAACAAAGAGAGUGUGAUGAUUCCCUAGCUUUAGCAAUAUCAGAAUCAGAGGACAACAAGCUUAUGUUGCAGAUGAAACGUGAUAAAUUGAUGCAGUUUCCACAAAAAAACAUUCGUGAGUUGUUUGAAUCUACCAAGGAUGAAAAGCUAUGCAGAAUUGUUGUCACAAUCUAUGCCAUUGACACUGAUUGGGGAUGGUAUUAUUUUGGGUGUCUAGAAUGCAACAAGAAGGUGUUUCCCCAUUCAAAAACCGUCAAGAAGUUAAAGUUAGCUCUGUCUCCCCAAGGGAUGGUGGGUUCUGAUCAUAGGCCAAUUGUGGCCUACCUCGAGGACAAAAUCCAAAAGCGAAGGGGACAAUUUCGUUUUGAUAAAAGAUGGAUCGGUAAGGAUGGGUUGAUGGAAUCCAUAGAGAAGGGUUGGGGAAAUUUGAUAGGAGGAGAUUCAAGAGGAACAUCGAAAGACUUUGUUUCCAAAAUCAUUAAUUGCAGGCAUGAUAUUUCUACGUGGCGUAAGAAUAAUCCUCCUUAUGGAAAUGGAAAAAUUAGUGAGCUUCAGAAGGCUCUAGAAGAAGUAUAA
Messenger RNA from Raphanus sativus (radish), 1068 nucleotides. RefSeq lists its product as uncharacterized. The record is from RefSeq and is a predicted model, not a curated record. NCBI's taxonomy places the organism in Eukaryota, Viridiplantae, Streptophyta, Magnoliopsida, Brassicales, Brassicaceae. The transcript has 7 exons. Bases 1 to 1068 code for a protein of 355 amino acids.